Messenger RNA from Triplophysa rosa, 2423 nucleotides. Its product is annotated as serine protease 27. The transcript is spliced from 3 exons. Bases 1 to 714 code for a protein of 237 amino acids. Gene Ontology annotation, biological process: proteolysis. Gene Ontology annotation, molecular function: serine-type endopeptidase activity. Lineage: Eukaryota; Metazoa; Chordata; Actinopteri; Cypriniformes; Nemacheilidae. The record is from RefSeq and is a predicted model, not a curated record.
AUGAGAUAUCUCGACGACGAUGUGCAAGGUUUCUUUUCGCGAGGUUGUGGACAGCAACUGACACUAGAUCCCCCAAAGCGGUUUCGUAUUAUAGGAGGGAAUUCUGCAUUGGAGGGUGCAUGGCCUUGGCAGGUUAGUAUACAGCGUACCUGGAGGCAUAUAUGUGGCGGGUCCAUCAUUAACCAUCUGUGGAUAAUGACAGCAUCCCACUGCUUCAAGAAUAGCCCCCCUCACUACAUUUUGGUUGUCUCCCUUAUCCAACACAUGAUGAUUACACAAAAGAUGACCCUUGCAUUACUUUUUUCCAGCAACAAUUACAAACUGCAUGUAAUGGCUGGACUUCGUUCUCGACACAAAAAAGGAAAGCAUGUUCAGUAUCGCUCAGUUAAGCGAGUGAUCUUGCACGAGAAGUUCAACGAAUCAACCUAUGACAACGACGUGGCACUUUUGCACUUGCAUCAUCCGUUGCAUUUCACAAAGCACGUUCAGCCUGUGUGCAUCAUUGAAAAUGAAAUGCAAGAGAAUCAACUCAACUUCAGCUCAUGUUACAUUACUGGCUGGGGCAGCUCAAUAGCCAAAGGUUUGUGUUUGAGUGACCAAAACAACAAAACAAAAAAGUAUUUCGAACAAUUUGCAAACAGGAGUUAUGAUGAUCUAACACAUUUAAUGGACAAAUGCAAUAACCUUUUUUUGCUCUUUAGGAACCUUUGUUAACAUUCUUCAGGAAGCUGAAGUUCAGCUCAUCGAUACUAGGACCUGCAACCAGAGAGACUGGUAUAAUGGCCAUGUUAAUGAUAAUAUGGUUUGUGCAGGAUUUGACAAAGGAGGAGUUGACACAUGUCAGGUAAUGUUUUCUGUCACAUAUUAAAUUAACUGUAAUAAAGUCAGCUAUUAACUGUAUCUGUUGGACUACUCAGGGUGACAGUGGUGGCCCUCUACAGUGCUACAGUAGAGACCGGGAAAGAUUUUACCUUUAUGGUGUGACAAGUCAUGGACACGGAUGUGCAUUUCCAAAGAAACCUGGCAUAUAUACUCGUGCUAGCCGCUACACAGUCUGGCUAAGAGAAGCUCGUACAAGAUCUGUUUCAGGAGCCUCAGUCACAGACCUGUCACUUAUAAAAUUAAUCUUAGCCCUGUUUUUCUCUUUCUGUAUGAACCUCUUAGUUUAAGUAAUAGCCCAUUUGACAAAACAUUUAUUCGGACUGUGCUGUUUACCGGUAAUUGCAAUAAAACGUUUAAAACACUUAUAGUACCAUGCAAAUGUUUCACUUUAAUUAACGUAUUACUAAGAAGAAUGCAAACAUUUUUUAAGACCAUUUUACAAUUCCGAGCAUCUAAAAUCCAGAUAUCUUAUUUUUACCCAGAUAUACUAUCUAUAACCUGCUGCAUUAUACAAUUAUAUUUGUUGUUAUAUAACAAAUCCUCAAGAAAUUACCGUUAAUUUAAAAUACGACUGGAUACACAUCAAGUAUCGCGAGGGCAGAAAUCUCUCCGUAUGCUGUCGAAUCGCUCAGGCAGUACUUUGAUGUCAUACGGAGAAUAGUCUGCGCAACACCACACACCCAACGGCUUUCUCACAAGAUCCGUCGAUCAACUAACUAACAUUUACACGCGGCGCUAUGGACCCUGAACUAAUUUGUACUUGUGUUCGUUCUUGUGAUAUGUGUAAAUCUAAUUUAUUUUUCUAUACUGGAAGACAGAAAAAUAUCCCAUGAAUGUGAGUUAUCAUUUAACGUUAACGUCUUAUCCGCUUUGCAGUUCGUGUGUAACUUCCGAUAAUCAUUUUCAGUGGCAUCAAUGUAAGUUAAAAUUUAAAUUAAAAAAUGUUGAUGAAGACUCCACACAGCAAUCUGAAGUCGCUGGAAUGAACAGACAUAGAAAAUUCAACCCUGUUACGUUGCUUACAACAUUGUUCUUUUAAAACUAAAGACCCUUUUGUGUUAAAUGAGUGUCCCAUCUGUGUACCUAAUAAAGCUGCUACCGAACAUAAACAUGGGUCGGGUCAUAUCACAUCACAGGUUACAACGUUCAACCUGGUGGUAAGUGUGCAUGUUUACAGAGUAAAACAGGGUUUCGAAAAAUGUACUGGAAUGUUGCUAACAAAUGCUUUUUGUGUGUUUGUCGUGAAUUUGCUCUCUUUAAUGGCUUAUAAUGGUCUCAUAAUCAUUGUUUGAAACAUUUAUAUUUAUUAGAUUUUGGUGUGCUACAAGAGUUAAGGGUGUUUGGAUUGGCACGGUCACUCAGUAUGUAGAAAGCCAGAGAUGUGGGACUUUACCGUACCAGCGGAUAUGGUUUGUGCUGGCAGUUUCGCAAAAGGUGGCAAAUGAGGUGUGAGGUAUAUACUUUAGCGCUCUUUAACCAUUUGUUGCCUUUAUUGAACUACAGUAGAGGCCAAAAGAGAUCUCCGGAGGACGUAUUUGCUU